Molecule: messenger RNA, 532 nt
Organism: Musa acuminata subsp. malaccensis (wild Malaysian banana)
Lineage: Eukaryota; Viridiplantae; Streptophyta; Magnoliopsida; Zingiberales; Musaceae
Product: protein GLUTAMINE DUMPER 5
Biological process (GO): regulation of amino acid export
Source: RefSeq, a predicted model, not a curated record
AUCAUCUACUCACCAGCAGAGACAAAGGGGGCGGUGAGAUAAAUGAGGCCUGCAGCGAGCUCAUCAUCCCCCUCCUCAGGACUGCAGCCAUGGCGUUCUCCACUCCCGUAUCUCUUCGGAGGUGUGGCAGCAAUGAUGUGUCUCAUCGCCGUAGCACUCCUCGUGCUUGCUUGCACUCGCCACAAGUCGUCCGAGGAAGACUCCACGCCGCCAUGCACGGCCGAGAAGCCUGUGGUCGUCCCUCUGGAAAUGGAACCUCGCGUCGUGGUCGUCAUGGCCGGCGACGACGUCCCCACCUUCAUCGCCAAGCCCCUCCCUCCCGUUGCAUGCGAUGAGCAACGAGCAUAAAAGCCUCAUAAAUUUAUUUCCUCGUCAUAUCGCAUGGAGAGAUCCAUCAGCUUUGUCUCAUCCUUCUUCUCCACCCCACAAUUUUGUUCUGAGGAAGCUAAUUAGUACAAUACUCCUCCACCAUCAAUCAAUACGCAUGAUUUGGUGUCUGAUCUCUUUGACUCUGAGCAAUUAAGUUCUGUAA